GACUUGUGGUAUCAGCAACCUGACGGCUUUGCAGCUGACUGAAUUCUUGGUGCAAGAAAUCAGUGGUGGCAAGAUUCGAAGCGGGCACAACAGUCAACAUGAGCAUAGCCGGCAAAGUUAUUACAUGCAAAGCAGCAGUAAUGUGGGAAGCAAAUAAACCAUUUUCUAUUGAGGAAGUGGAAGUUGCCCCACCAAAAGCACAUGAAGUUCGCAUAAAGAUCGUGGCCACAGGGAUCUGUCGCUCUGAUGAUCACGUGGUAACUGGUGGACUGGUUAUGCCUUUUCCAAUAAUUCUUGGGCAUGAAGCAGCUGGUGUUGUGGAGAGCGUUGGGCAGGGAGUGACUUCGAUCCAACCAGGAGACAAGGUUAUUCCACUCUUCAUUCCGCAGUGUGGGGAGUGCAGCAGUUGCUUAAGCACCAAGGGUAACCUGUGCAGUAAAAAUGACAUUGGUUCAGCUGCUGGAUUAAUGCCUGAUGGCACCACUAGAUUCACCUGUAAAGGAAAAGCAAUUCACCACUUUCUUGGUACAAGCACCUUCACUGAAUACACAGUGGUGCAUGAAACUGCUGUAGCCAAAAUCGAUUCUGCUGCUCCUCUGGAAAAAGUUUGUCUAAUAGGCUGUGGAUUUUCAACUGGUUAUGGGGCUGCUGUGCAGACUGCCAAGGUAGAACCAGGCUCCACCUGCGCCAUCUUUGGCCUCGGAGGAGUUGGCCUCUCUGUUGUUAUGGGCUGCAAGGCAGCUGGAGCUUCCCGCAUCAUUGCCGUUGACAUCAAUAGCGACAAAUUUGCCAAGGCCAAGGAGCUGGGAGCCACCGACUGCGUCAACCCAAAAGAUUUCAAGAAGCCUAUUCAUGAAGUGUUGAUUGAAAUGACUGGCCCUGGUGUGGACUAUUCCUUUGAGGUCAUUGGCCGUACCGAAACCAUGGCUGCAGCCUUGGCCUGUUGCCAAUACAACUACGGAGUCAGUGUGAUUGUGGGAGUGCCACCCGCUGCCCAAAUGAUCACUUUUGACCCCAUGCUCCUCUUCACUGGUCGCACCUGGAAAGGGUCCAUCUUUGGAGGCUGGAAGAGUAAAGACGCAGUCCCUAAACUGGUUGCUGACUACAUGAAGAAAAAAUUUGUUCUGGAUCCGUUAAUAACCCACACACUUCCUUUCACUAAAAUCAAUGAAGGAUUUGAUCUGCUAAGGACAGGGAAGAGUAUUCGCAGUGUUCUGGUGUUUUAGGGUUCCCAACUGU
Molecule: messenger RNA, 1239 nt
Organism: Leptosomus discolor (cuckoo roller)
Lineage: Eukaryota; Metazoa; Chordata; Aves; Leptosomiformes; Leptosomidae
Product: alcohol dehydrogenase 1
Biological process (GO): retinol metabolic process; retinoic acid metabolic process
Cellular component (GO): cytosol
Molecular function (GO): all-trans-retinol dehydrogenase (NAD+) activity; zinc ion binding
Source: RefSeq, a predicted model, not a curated record